Asterias rubens (European starfish) is the source of this 6907-nucleotide messenger RNA. RefSeq names its product transmembrane protein 131-like. The record is from RefSeq and is a predicted model, not a curated record. The transcript has 36 exons. Gene Ontology annotation, cellular component: membrane. NCBI's taxonomy places the organism in Eukaryota, Metazoa, Echinodermata, Asteroidea, Forcipulatida, Asteriidae. Bases 53 to 5845 code for a protein of 1930 amino acids.
UGAAGUCUGCUUACACACGAACGGCCUGUGUGUGUAGUGUGUACUACACUCAAUGCAUGCUAGCUGUGUGUGUGUGAAGAGCAAUGUAAUUAUUACAAUCAUGGCGGUUUUCGGGAGGAAUGAGUUACACACGAACGGGAUGGCACAUAUGUGGCUUACCCUCGCCCUGAGCAUCCUACAACUUCUGCCCGCACAUUUUGACACAGCGAAAGCACAGGGACAAGCAUUUGUUCAGUCAGACUUCAAUGAACUGCGUCAUCUUGUGGAAGAAGUUACACUAAACAAGGGCGAUCUUACAAACCAGGGUCUUAACAUUCAUGAUAAAAAUUCCGUUAAAACAUUGGGUCUAGGCCUUUACAAGCAAUGGAGCCUGGACUUAAGUUUACAACCUCCAAUGUUAGAUUUUGGGGAACAUGCUAUUGGUAUGCCUGAAAUAGCAACGGUGAGAGUUUUCAAUCCACAUCCAGAAAACACAUUGCGAAUGCUCUCUAUAUCGGGGAGUACGCCGCAUUUUCAUUGUUCGUUCUUUCAGGAGAAGGUAGUUUCACCAGGGAGCAAUACAACAUUUGAAAUUGUUUUCCUGCCAAGGGUACCAGGCAAUGCAGAAAAUACUAUAUUUAUUCACACCAGUGCAGGAACCUGUCCAUAUCAGAUUUUUGGUGUUGGUGUCCCCAAUCCAUACAGAUUAAGACCCUUCUUGGGGGCCAGGGUCCCCAUCAACACAAGCUACUCACCUCUCAUCACAAUGCACAACCCAUAUAGUUCGGGACUCAUGGUAACAGAGAUGUACUCCAGUGGUGGUGAAUUACAUCUGGAGUUACCUACAGGGUCACCAGAGGCUCCACAGAACCUAUGGGAGAUACCACCUUAUACAACAAGAUCUGUAAUGAGGGCAAGUUUCACAGGGCGAGUAGAGAGCAAUCACACAGCAUUCAUUCGCAUCAAGACCAAUCACACAAGGAAUAGACGAGUGGAUCAAGAAGAAAAUGAAUUGCUCAUGUUACCAGUAGAGGUAGAAGUCUCAUCAGCUCCAGGGAUUUAUUCGUCAUUAGAGAUGUUAGAUUUUGGUACACUGAGGUCACUAGAUGCACCCAAGGUUCUCCCUUUGCACCUCCUCAAUACGAGUCCUAAAAGUGUUCAAAUAGUGAGCAUAUCGUCAAUGAGAGCCAACAAUGCAAUAACGAUAGAUUUUAAGCCGCAGGUUCUCAAGUCGUCAGACACCCACACAAAAGUAGCCGAAGUCACCUUUCACCCCCUCAAGGCAAAUACAUCGCGUCUGUGGUCGGGCAAAAUCAUUGUUAAAACCAAAGAUAAAAAUCUCAAACUGCAGAUCCCCUACCAGUCACAUGUGUUACAAGGCACGUUGAGCUGUGACCAACAGAGUAAGCUGUUCCAGCUAUCAUCUCAACUAGUAGACUCUGGAGAAACAGUCAUCAAACCCUUAGUGCUAACAAACUAUUUUAACUUCACACUGGUCAUACAUCAAAUCAGCUUUCCAGAAGAGGUCCAUAGUAUUUUAAAGGUGUCUGGCUUUGAAGAAGUCUUAACCAUAAAGCCUCAAGAGACGGAUUCUUCACUUUCCAUUAUCUUUUCGCCCAACGCAUCCACAAAACCCAUUGAGACAAUACUUAGGCUUGGUACCAACGCAUCUAUGUUCUCUAUGGGAAUACAUGUAUACACAGGCAACUUACAGUACUCUAUUCAUAGUGAGGAUGAGAUAAGCUUUGACUUUGGAGUCAUGAGUAUAGGAAAUCAAAACAGUAUGCUCUUCACAUUAAUAAACAACAACCCCAUAGAUAUACCCAUACAAUCUUUCAGCUGUGAUCUAGAUGACUGCGAAGCAAUGGUACUUGGUGUGGGAGUGGUGGAAUCUGAACAUCAUACAAACAAGGAAGAUAUCUUCAGUAUAAAGAGGAGAUCGUUGGUGAUUCAGAAAAACCACUUUGCUGUCUUACGUCUUGACGUGAAGGCUCCACUCACCGAGGGUCAAUACUUUGGAGGAGUGGUAGUAGAAACGCCUCAUAAUCGUAUGUCAAUAGAAGUCAAACUACGUACGGUGGAAGGAUGUCUCGCUGUCAAACCAGAACACAUCAUUCUAAGGCCUGCAUUUCCAGGUUCUCCACAGUCUGUGAGCAUCACUCUGAUAAAUAAUUUUAGUCACCGCAUGAAAUUAGAAAGCAUUGUGCCAGAUCCACCAGAUAAAAGAUUUCACCACAGACCGCCUAAGAAGACACCUGUUGUCGAAAUAGAGCCACACAAAAAACAGAAAGUUGGAAGGAUUGUUUUUGAUCCAAGGUUAGCCUGUGACAUUGAAGAGAUGUGUUACGUAGGUCUUUCAACGCAAUCACUAAAUGGUGAAGUGUGGCUGUCAUCUUUAGCAUUGCCAGACGAGACACAGGAUGUUGAUAGGCUGUUCUACAGCCAUCUACACAACAGGUGGCUUGGUCUGGAGCAGAUGGGAAAAACCAUAUUUAAUACAACGCUGAAGAUAAAUAGCAACUUGGUGAAAGAUAUGGAGAUACCAGUUACAGCGGUUUUAGAAUGGCCAAGACUCAUACGAAAGGACAAGAUAGAGUUUCCCCUCACCUACAUAGAAAAUGCUAGUAUAUCUGAGGUGCAGAUUCUAAACCCAUCAGAUACACUCAUUAUAGUUCAACUUCUGCCCAUAGCACUAUAUCAGGAACCAACAUCAGUACUAGAUUUUUUGUCAGACAGGUUUGAUCCUGAGUUGAUAGAAACAGAUGAUCCUGGUGUUUUCUACUUGGCUAACAAAACAGACAAGGAUUCACCGGGAAAGUGCCUUAAAAAUACUUCAUGUGGUGCGAUAGAAGAAACGUUUGGUGUGAAACCCAAUAGGACAGCGCUGACUUUUGCUAUCAAACCACGUCAGAAUGUUACAGUGUCCAUUGGCUUUAAACCCAGCGAUGGCCGGGAGCGCAUCUCAUUAGUUCUCAUCAGGAAUAACCUGACCAUUCUGGAUGCGUUUAUGGUCAGAGGACAAGGGGCACGUGGGGAGCUGAGGUUUAACAGUAAGAUCCCCAGCGCUAGCAGCAAUCUACUCUUUGAGUUGAAACCUACGCAUUUAGUAGACUGUGAUAGAUCAUCUCCAAAAGCCAGGGUUCCCCCAAACUUUACGGUGAAGCGAUCCUUCACACUGAAAAACACAGGGCAGUUGCCUAUUCACAUUAAAACUUUUAAAAUCAACGGGUAUGACUGCGAUGGCUACGGGUUCAGAGUGUUGCAAUGUAGGCCCAUGGAGCUGGAGCCAAAUGAAACCAAGAGAUUAGAUAUAGCGUUUACUCCGGACUUCACCAUGUCUCGCAUUACUCGUCAGUUGAAGGUGUUAACCUACAGCCAGGAGGAACUAGAGUACACUCUAAUCGCUACUUUGCCUCUGCACAUGUUAUCCAUCUGCUCCUCAGCAUUGCCCCGCCCACAGUGGGAACACCUCCUCUAUAUCAUCUCCGUCAUCCUCAUGGGGAUUCUUUUCCUGGGGAUCUUGACGGCGUCUUACCUAGAGGCACUACGGCUCACUGAACCCAUGGCUGUUCGGGUCAGUGCUGAGGAGAACGGUGAGGUCAGCAAGCUGAAACGGUUUGAUCUGAGAAACAUUGCAUCUGGUAUUAAGAUUGGAGGAGGUGGAGGCGGGGCAAGUGGGGGAGGAGGGGCAAAGACAGGUUCAUCUGGCGGUGUACUUUCAAGUCUUGGUGAGAAGUUCUCCUUCCGGCAAAGACGCUCCUCCUCCCCAUCAUCAAACGCCAGCUCUGUUGCAAACAACACACGCCACUCUGAACCCAAAAGUCAGUCAGAAAGGCGACUGUCCCCUGACAAGGACCGCGUUAAAGUCAACAGUUGGGUCAACGGCAACGCAUACAACUCCUCUAAACAAAGCAACAGUUUUAACACACCAAACAGCAGCACUACGCCAUCACCGAGUGACGUUCCAAGCCGCAAGUCCAGCAAGUCGCGUCGCCGACCUGCGGAAGCAGAUUGGAGUGACUACCCGAAUAGUCGAGAGAACAAUAACAGACACCCAGAGUACCAUUCCUCAACCUUCGUGGAGGAACUCUCGUCGGCAACCGUCGAGGACCCUCAUGGACACGAGCCAGAAAACUUAGACCUAGACACCAGCGUGCACAAAUUAGCUAAAAAUAGCAAGCGUAAAUCAAAACCAACGACUAACAAAAGAGACGAGCAAGAGAAGAAGAUGACAGGGAGCAAACGUAAAGAGGAGAUGAUGCGGGAAGGUGUCGAUAGAGACGACUCUUCCUCCAUCUCCACUGAGAGCUCCAACACGGAAUCAGAUCCAUCUGACAAAAGUGGAAAACAGCAUUUCCACCAAGCUGAUGGUGAGCCAGCCUGGGCUUCAUCAAAACCGAAACACAAGACACACUCAGCGGGAGGUAUGGGCUUAGACGACUUCAAGUUUGAAGAUGUCAAGAGCCGUACCAAGCCACGCAAAAAUACCAAAGAUGACCCAGCAUUCUAUGGAGAUGUCUGUAGGCCAAGUACUUUGGAGUUGCCAUAUGUGCCCCACAGUGAAGCCGGGCGUCGUGUCAAGCAGAACUCAAAGGAACCGACCUCACCUCAUUCAAUCGCGGCUAAGGUCGCUGCUAAAGCAACCAAGAAGGCUCUCAAGACCGCCAAACUAGAACAUGUUGUUACGAAACCUACUGAUGGUGCAAGUGAGACUGCCAGCACCCCAAGCAGUGACGUCGACAAGGAUUCUCCUCCUCCCCUGUGGGAGCAGGCCAAACCCAUGCCCAGUAGCCAGGGACGUCAGCUCCCAGUACAGGCCAAACACCCAGACCAACCUUCAGGUAGCCGUAGAGGAUCUAAGAGCUCCAGCAAGUCCAGUCAGUUCCCAGAGUCUGCUGCAGCUGGUGGUGCUGGCAGCAGGCCAAGCAGCUACAGCAAGGCUGUGGCCGGAGCAGCUAACAACAACAGCUUGGACGUUACUCCUCCACAGGAAGGAAAGAAGAAAGCCAAACUGGUCAAGACUAAGUCCAUGCCGGAGAAGACGUCUGCUUUUACCGCUGUUGGUGAUAGCACUGGUCAUCCAGGAACUAUCGGCAGUAAGGGUAUGUCCCAGAAGAGCAAGACUUGGCCUUGGCCAGGCCAGACCAACCAGCCAGAGACUCUGGACAGUACAUCUGAUACUAGCAGCACUACAUCUACUGGACCUAGCAGUCCUGGUGUGUUUGUCCUGCCACAAUCUCAACCCAAGAUGAGGAAACCAAUGUCAGCUGACGGCUUCAAUGGAGGAUCUUCUAAGUUUCCGUUUGCCAAUCAAGGGAAUACUUAUCCUCCCAACAUGUGGGAGAACACCAGGGAGCAACGUUAUGACAUACCACCUACUCCAAUGACAGGAUUUACCCCUAGGGAGGUGCAACCACCUAGGACCCAGCCGCUCAAAGGUACGAUUGGUGACUGGCAUGGUCUAGGGGUUAGCAUGCCUAGCAGUUCAACCAAUAGUCUGUGGCAACCAGGACCUAGCUACACUGAUGCUAGCUGGUCAACUGAGACUGGGUCUCCACGAGCACCCUCUCAAGCGACCAACUUCUAUUCAGCAAGCAGCAAUCCAUGGAGCUUUGAUGAUGUGCCGACUACACCACCAAGCAACACCAGCUGGAACAGCAGCAGUGAGCUGUUUCCAUCAUCGAUCUGGAGCAAUCCAAGUAGCUCUAACAACAGCUCCCUGCUGGAUGGAACACCCAACAUAAGCACACAGGAGUCACAGUAUUCGCCGUUCAACAGCUUCCGAAGCCUGUGGAGCAAUACUUUCUCGGGGCUCGGUAAUGCUGGGUCGUCAUGGAGUUCAGGUAACAAUGAUCCAAAACAUUAGACUUCUGUUAGCCAUCACCAUAGAAAAUGUACUAUGUAAGAACUAGACUAUUCAGGUUGUCACUGUCAACCAAACAUAAGCUCAAGGGUAAUGGUUUUUGAAAAAAUAUACCAACCAAAUGGUUCCAUCCAAAAGCCUUUUGUUGGGAAUGUACUAUUUACCAAACAAUUUAUGUAAUCUUACCUUUUCUGAACAGGUAAUUUUGCGGCAUGAAAUUGCGUUCCUUUCUUUGUUUUAUUGUGUUCCUGUUAUUGGCAGGUAGGGCUAUGAACAGGAAAAGCAAAUGUUUGUUGACAGGGAAAACAGAAUGCCAUAGCGUGAUAAACAAGUGUAGGCAAACGUACACUGUAAAUAAAGUUGUGAAAGUGUGUAAAUUCUUGAUGAUAAAUGUUUUAUUUGUUUAUUUUUAUUUAUUUCUGGUUUUUUUUGGGAGGGGGGGGGGGGCUGUUAUAGAAAACAUGAUGUACAACCUUCUUAAGGUCAUCCACAAGAAAUACUACCAUUUUCAAACAAUGAGUUAUUGGCUGUAAAAUUGUACAAUUUUGCUAUUUCGGCAUUUAAAACAAGUAUCAAACAAAUUCAAUAGCAUUGUCUUGGGAUGGAAAAACACACACUGCCACAUACACUUAAAAGUUCGCCAUCAUGUCAAUCAAAAGUAACAGGAACCUGAUUCCAGCUGAACUCCUUUGGGAACUAUUUUUGAUUGUUUUUUUAAAACAAUUUUUAAUACUUUUUUUUCUGGAAGACUUUCCACAAUACCAACUUCACAUAAAUCUGUCAGAUAAUUUCUGAAUAAAAUAGUUAUUUAUUUUUUAAAUAUGAUUUACCUUGUUGUAUCAGUCCAGUUUGUUGACAUAAACAUCUGUGAUUGGUUGAACCCAAAGGAUUUGGUAGCAUUGUUUUCAGCUGCCAUCAAAGGUGGACUAGAAAGAUAUGAAUUUGAAGUAUCAAGCCGGGGUGUACAUUUUUUCCUGUAUUCAUGAAACCAGAUGAUAGGAUAUUUUUUCCAAAGGGAGCGAUAACCUACAUACCAAAAAAUACUAUCCCUGUUCUGCAUAUUUU